GGGAGAGAGGGAGGGAGAGAGAGAGAGGGAGAGAGAGAGAGGGAGAGAAACGUGCUGUCCGCCUCUCCAUCCAGCAGCACCUGUGUAACCGGAGAACGAGCCUCUUCCAGCCGAACAUCUUCUGUUUUUUUCCGCUACGGCUCGGCUCGGCUCGGCUCGGCUCUCCUGCCGGAGCGGCUGCUUGGUCCCCUCUGUCCGCGGGAAACACUCUUGUCGCAGCGGGCUGCUCACUGCGGGAUCAGUUCGGGGAGCGGAAGACUCCGGCGGGGAGCCCCGGAGGGGAGCAUGCCUGCGGCGGAUCUGUGUCCGCUCCGUGUCCGGGUCUGGAGCGCGGGAUUACCCUGAUGCCCGCUGGACUUGUUGCUGCUGGAGGAAAUACUACCAACACCGCGCGGAGAGAAUUCACCGAGAAACGGGAUUAAAUGAGAGAAGCGGAGCUUGUGGAGAGUUGUUUCCGCCUGUGAGCGUUUGUUUGCUGCUUUUACGCGUCCAGACCAGCAGAAACCGAGUCCUGGUUUACCGACCACAUGUGGAUUUGUUGGUUUUUACGCUGAUUUCUGAACGUUUUUUCUGUGCGUAAAAUCCUCCUUUUUCCUGGAUUGGUUCCAUCUGUUGCCUGGCUCUCCGUCUUCCCUCUCCAGAUGCCCCCUCGCUGCUCCGUCGCUCCGUGAACCCCCCGUCUAACGAGCCUCCGUAGAGCUUCAGGACCAGCAUGGCAGCAGGUGUGGCGGCGUGGCUGCCGUUCGCCCGCGCGGCGGCCAUCGGGUGGAUGCCGGUGGCCGGCGCGCCCAUGCCGGUGCCCCCGAAGAGCAAGCCCCGCGGGAAGGACGGGCUGAUCAUGCUGAAUGUGAGCGGCACAAAGUUUCAGACCUGGCGGGACACUCUGGACCGGUACCCGGACACCCUGCUGGGCAGCACGGAGCUGGACUUCUUCUUCCAAGAGGAGACCAACGAGUACUUCUUCGACCGCGACCCGGACAUCUUCCGCCACAUCCUCAACUUCUACCGCACCGGGAAGCUGCACUACCCGCGGCAGGAGUGCAUCUCCGCGUACGACGAGGAGCUCGCGUUCUUCGGCAUCAUCCCGGAGAUCAUCGGGGACUGCUGCUAUGAGGAGUACAAGGACCGGCGGCGGGAGAACCAGGAGCGGAUCCAGGACGACGAGGAUAUUGACCACAGCAACGACCUGGUCCCGGCGGACCUGAGCUUCCGGGAGACCAUGUGGCGCGCCUUUGAGAACCCGCACACCUCCACCAUGGCGCUGGUGUUCUACUACGUCACCGGCUUCUUCAUCGCGGUGUCGGUGCUCGCCAACGUGGUGGAGACGGUCCCGUGCGGUGCCUCGCCGCACCGCCUCAAGGACGAGCCGUGCGGCGAGCGGUACGCGCUGGCUUUCUUCUGCCUGGACACCGCGUGCGUCAUGAUCUUCACGGUGGAGUACCUGCUGCGCCUGCUCGCCGCGCCGAGCCGCUACAAGUUCGUGAAGAGCGUCAUGAGCGUCAUCGACGUGGUGGCCAUCAUGCCCUACUACAUCGGCCUCGUCAUGACGGACAACGAGGACGUGAGCGGGGCCUUCGUCACCCUGCGCGUCUUCAGGGUGUUUCGGAUUUUCAAAUUCUCGCGGCACUCUGCGGGACUUCGCAUCCUGGGCUACACGCUGAAGAGCUGCGCGUCGGAGCUCGGCUUCCUGCUCUUCUCCCUCACCAUGGCCAUCAUCAUCUUCGCCACCGUCAUGUUCUACGCUGAGAAGGGCUCCACGGCCAGCAAGUUCACCAGCAUCCCGGCGGCCUUCUGGUACACCAUCGUCACCAUGACAACGCUGGGGUA
This is a messenger RNA of Micropterus salmoides (largemouth bass), 1827 nucleotides long. Its product is annotated as potassium voltage-gated channel subfamily D member 2-like. NCBI's taxonomy places the organism in Eukaryota, Metazoa, Chordata, Actinopteri, Centrarchiformes, Centrarchidae. Gene Ontology annotation, cellular component: membrane; voltage-gated potassium channel complex. Gene Ontology annotation, biological process: protein homooligomerization; potassium ion transmembrane transport. The record is from RefSeq and is a predicted model, not a curated record. Gene Ontology annotation, molecular function: protein binding; A-type (transient outward) potassium channel activity.